Molecule: messenger RNA, 3050 nt
Organism: Diachasmimorpha longicaudata
Lineage: Eukaryota; Metazoa; Arthropoda; Insecta; Hymenoptera; Braconidae
Gene: Tango6
Product: transport and Golgi organization protein 6 homolog
Exons: 2
Coding region: 75-2822 (915 amino acids)
Biological process (GO): protein secretion
Molecular function (GO): protein binding
Source: RefSeq, a predicted model, not a curated record
UACGAAUACAGUGAACAGCAAUGAGACUGCUUUAUUAUUUAGUUAUUUACGACUGAUUGACAAUCAGAAAGAGAAUGGAGUCAUCUGAACGUCCUGUGGAUGUGGAUUAUCAUGGAAUUUUGUUGAGACUCACUACUGAAGGAGGCACAAACAAUGAAAAGAACAGCCUCAACUGCCAAGUGUUCGAUCUAUUACCCGAAAAAUUAAAGAGAGAGAUAGAAGAAUCCUGCAGUGAUGGAGGGGACACAGCUGACAGUCGUAAAUACCUCCAGACAAUUCUCCACGUCUUGGAAGAUCUCCAGAUGAAUGUCUUAUCGAAAAGCGAGACAUUUAUGAGUGUUAACGAGUACAGAUGUGUGAAAAUAGCAAUUGAGCAGGUGAUAUCCUUGGGAGUCUUCCCCGGCCUGAUUCCUGGUAUCUCGAAAGAACUGAGAGCACUCUACCCAUCCGUCUUGGACCUCCAGGAAGACCUGACUGAUUUGGGUAAAUACAGCAGACUGUCGACGACAGUGAGAGCAAUGGUGAGGAUGUUUUCAGAGAUUUCAUUGAGACCAGCCAUUUUAACUCAACUGGGGCCCCUCCUGGGGGCUCUCGUUCAGCUCUCUCAUGCACCGCUGAUGAAGCCAAAGUCUCAGGACAACGUUGAACCCUCAAAGUUCCAGAUGACCCCUGAACUCUACGACAAACUACAAAAUGAACAGAUGGAGUUCAAGAGAAUCCUCACUGACAUCGUAAAUAAUUGUCCUCAGUCUGCUGUCAUCAAGGAGCUGAUGGUCCUGUUCGGUCUCCAGAACAUUCCCCAGUGGGUCAAGAAAAACGUCAAGCUCUACCUGAUCAAUUUGAUAAUGGAACCGACAGGAGUUUACUCACUCAUAGCAGCGACCUGUCAGGACACUGUAGACCUGGGAAUACACUGGGAUAGACUGGAUACGAUAUCAAAAUUGAUAGCUAUGAAUCAUGGGAAUAAUCCUGAAGAGUAUUACUCGACUGUGUGCUCGCAGCUGCUGGAGCUUUUGUCGUCGACAGCUGUGAGGAGCUCUCCAGACAUCGCCAGGACAUGCAUAAGAACUCUCCAGGAGGUUCACCCUGAGGUUAGCAAGACUAAGAUCAUCGAUAAGAUUUGUGAGCCACUUUUGACAACUCCUGGUACAUCUGACGUUGGGUCGAGGACCAGGGGAGAGGUUGAGAUCUCCAAGUGCUUGGAGAACCUCACGAAAUUGUUCAUCUCCACUGACGCCAACUUCAAAUGCCUUCCGAUAGAUUUAAUAGCAGAAACGGCGGUUCCUCUAUUCUGCAUUUACAAAAAGACGUGCCAGAGCCCUUGUCUUCUCAGGUUAAAAUCGAAAGAACUAUUAAUUAAUCUGCUGAACUCAUCUGACUUAAGGGAUAAAUUAAUUUGUGCGUUUCUGGGACACGACAUUCACCCAGGAAAUUUUGGAGGACAAAUGAAGUUUGAGUUUGGUCCUUCAGGAGGUCUAGAAGUCACAGGAGAAGUGGAAGAAGUUAAUCCAGAGAAUUCUGCCGACUGUCUCUUCGAUCUCGUGAAAGAUUCUCCCGACUUGCCCUGGCACCUCUUCAAUUACUCCCAAUCCUUCUUCUGCAAGAUCAGAAAACGUGAGGCUAAUGUUCUGGACCGGUUGGAGAGUCAGCUGGUGGUGAUGAAGCUACUCCUCAGUCUCGCAAACUGCAAAAGUGUCCAGGAACAUCAGCUGAGGCAUCCGGAGCAUCUCAUCGGUUUCAUAACGGAAUUAUUCGAGGAAUCUUUCGUGUCUCCAGGGGAUGACGAUCACGUGGACAUUCUCUACGUCAGUUUGAUGCUGAUCAAGGAGAUAGUGGCGGAGAGGAAGAAGCCUAAGGAUUGGAGCUGGACGCCUUUCGAUAAUUUAUCUAGAUUCCUCAAGGAGAGGCUCACCAACUGGAAAUGCCCGGAGCACCUGAAAUCUCUGAUUGUCGAGGUGCAACAGAUCGUCAGACAGAGGGGAGUUACUCCUCGUUUUGAAGACCUCAGUGUUGAGGAGAGCAAUGAAAGUCCCUUUGACAAAGCUCUGAAAGACCUCACAGAUCCAUUGCUGCCAGUGAGGGCUCAUGGAUUGAUCAGUCUGACGAAAUUAAUCGAGACGUCGAGUUCAUCGAUCACUGGAAAAUCAGAUCUACUCGUGUACUUGUUCCAGCAAAAUCUCAAGGACGAGGAUUCCUUCAUUUAUCUGGCGUCGAUCAAUGGACUGUCCGCACUGGCACUGAAAUUUCCACAGAAAGUAAUCGGUAUUUUGAUCCAGGAGUUCGCAGAUAUGACGAGAGAGUCAGAUUCCACUGGUGUGGCACCAGAAAAUCGUGCAAAACUGGGGGAAAUUCUGGUGAAAACAACUCGAUUGCUGGGAGAUAUGGCACCAGCUUAUAAGACAACACUAAUAAACGGUUUCCUUUGUGCUGUUAGAGACACCGAUCCCAUGGUUCGUGCUUCGAGUUUAUCGUGUCUGGGGGAACUCUGCAACGUACUUGGAUUUUCUCUCGGUAAUGCUGUAAUUGAAGUUCUUUAUUGCAUCGGCUGUAUCAUUGAAACGGAUAAAUUCCCUGAAUGUCGACGAGCUGCUGUUCUAGUGGUCACUUUACUCAUUCGUGGUCUUGGUAAAGAUGUACUCGGAAAUCUUGGGAGUCAACUUUUGCCUGUUUACCGGGCCCUCAAGCACCUCAGGGAUAAUGACGAUGAUCCUGUUUUGAGGCUUCAUGCACAAUUAGCGCUGGAGGAGCUCGAUAGCAUCGUGAAGAGUCUUCUAUUCGUAAAACCUCAGCUUGAGAAGAGCAUUUUUUUGUUGAAUCGAUGAGUCUGUGAUGUUUCAUAAAAAACUAUUCAAGAAAUUAUUUUCUUCAUUAAUAAACGCAUCGAUAGAGCUUUCGAUAACAAAUCAUUAGUUUUGCAUUCGAUGAGUACAAAAAAUUGUAAUCUUUAUUGACAUUUCAUUGAACAUGCGUUAUUUAUCUACUAAUUGAGACCAGCUUCCCUUAAAAUUUAAUCAAUCCCAAUAAAAUAAAUAAUAAAAGUUUUAAUUUAA